Molecule: messenger RNA, 1580 nt
Organism: Nomascus leucogenys (northern white-cheeked gibbon)
Lineage: Eukaryota; Metazoa; Chordata; Mammalia; Primates; Hylobatidae
Gene: MGST2
Product: microsomal glutathione S-transferase 2
Exons: 7
Coding region: 265-738 (157 amino acids)
Biological process (GO): leukotriene biosynthetic process
Cellular component (GO): endoplasmic reticulum; nuclear envelope; membrane
Molecular function (GO): enzyme activator activity; glutathione peroxidase activity; leukotriene-C4 synthase activity
Source: RefSeq, a predicted model, not a curated record
UGCAGCCCUGCCCGCUGGCCAUGGGAGAGGCUUAAACAAACGCCGGAAGCAACUCCCAGCCCCAUAAAGAUCUGGGACCGGCAGCCCCAGACCUGCCUGCCUUCCUGACUUCUGUUCCAGAGCAAAGGUCAUUCAGCCGCUUGAAUCAGCCUUUUCCCUCCACCCGGUCCCCAGCUUUGUUUAUCCGAUAAGGAAGGUCAGCAUUCAAAGUCAAGAAGCGCCUCUUAUCUUCCCCUGCGCUCUACAAAUAGUUCCGUGAGAAAGAUGGCCGGGAACUCGAUCCUGCUGGCUGCUGUCUCUAUUCUCUCGGCCUGUCAGCAAAGUUAUUUUGCUUUGCAAGUUGGAAAGGCAAGAUUAAAAUACAAAGUUACGCCCCCAGCAGUCACUGGGUCACCAGAGUUUGAGAGAGUAUUUCGGGCACAACAAAACUGUGUGGAGUUUUAUCCUAUAUUCAUAAUUACAUUGUGGAUGGCUGGGUGGUAUUUCAACCAAGUUUUUGCUACUUGUCUGGGUCUGGUGUACAUAUAUGGCCGUCACCUAUACUUCUGGGGAUAUUCAGAAGCUGCUAAAAAACGAAGCUGUUCCCACCAUGAAGGCUUGAAGCGACAGUGCAUGGCUAGAACCAGCCAGACCUUUGGAGUUCAAGAACUCGAGAGAGGCUGUGGGAGGGAGAGCCCAUGUCAGCCUGCUCUGCCGGUUUCCCGACUGCUGAACCUGUCUGUGGGAAGCCAGGUUUGACCAUGUGAUGCUGAGGCUCUGAGAGGAGGGCUGCCCUUUUCCCCACCCUCGGCCCCCAUUCCUAUGAGUAGAAGCCUGCCCAGCUGCGGUGGUGGGGUCUGAGGAGGCUAGGACUUAGAGCAGGGAAAAACACAAGGAAGCAGAAAGAAAAACAGAAACACUUAGAAAUCUGGGAUUGGUACUUCUCCUUAUGUAAAGAUUGUGGCUGACGACCAGCUUCUUAGAGGAAACAAGUCUAGGAGAAGGGCUCAUACCUGGUCCGUGAUGGCCUAUGGGGGAUCAGGGCAUAAGACCACCUGACCCUGGGCCUUGCAUCCACAAGAACCUUGAGUUUAGAUUUUUAGACAUAUUCUUCAAACAAGGUUUUACAUAUACAGUCACUGAGAAAUCCUGAGAGGAUUGAAAAAUAGCAUCUAUUUUACAGCUUUAAAUUGUGCCCUGAGCUGAGCGUGGUGGCUCACUCCUGUAAUCCCAGCACUUUGGGAAGCUGAGGUGGGAGGACUGCUUGAGUUCAGUUCAGGACCAUCCUGGGCAACAGCAAGACCUCAUCUCUACUAAAAAUAAAAAAAAUCAGCUGGGCAUGGUGGUGUGCACCUGUAGUCCCAGUUACUCAGGAGGCUGAGGUGGGAGGAUCGCUUGAGCCUGGGAGGUUGAGGCUGCAGUGAGCUGUGAUUGUGCCACUGCACUCCAGCCUGGGUGACAGAGUGAGACAAUUCUGCCCUGUUAUUAGAUCGAGCUGCUCUAAGUCCAUUAUCAAUUAACAUUCUUUAUACGUCCUGUGUUUAUUUUGUGCACAGUGUAAUUGCCCUAUGCUGUAUUUUUAAAAAUAAAAACAUUGCAUU